GACGGGUCAGAAAAACGGUUUGCUUGUAAGUAAAAAUUGUUCUCAUAGCUAAUACAUAUCCACCUGCAGGUAGCAGAUAUAAGCGUAUAUAUGUUUGGAGACACAAUUUUCACUAUUAUUUUUCUGACCUGAGAGUGAGUCAUGGGCAAAAGCUGCAAGGUGGUUGUGUGUGGACAGGGUGCAGUUGGUAAAACGGCUGUUUUGGAGCAACUUCUGUAUGCCAAUCAUGUUGCAGGUUCAGAGCCCAUGGAGACCCUGGAGGAUAUCUACAUUGGCUCCAUAGAAACUGACCGCGGCACACGGGAGCAGGUGCGCUUCUAUGACACCCGUGGACUCCGGGAUGGGAUGGAGUUUCCUCGACAUUACUACACUUUUGCUGAUGGCUUCGUACUUGUCUACAGCAUUGACAGUAAAGAGUCCUUUAAGCGGAUGGAGGCCCUCAAGAAGGACAUUGACCGUCACAGAGACAAGAAAGAGGUGACCAUUGUCGUGCUUGGUAACAAGCUGGACAAGCAGGAUGAGAGGAGAGUUGACUCUAACAUGGCCCAGAAUUGGGCGAAGAAUGAGAAGGUGCGUCUGUGGGAGGUGUCGGUGGUGGACCGGCGCACACUGAUUGAACCCUUUGUCUACCUGGCCAGCAAAAUGACCCAGCCACAGAGCAAGUCCACUUUCCCUCUCAGUCGCAAUAAGAAUAAGGGCAGUGGGUCCACAGACAGCUGAAUGACCAGACAGUGAUAUCAUGUUUAAGAGGGAGGAAAAAGGGAGAAGAGUUGUGCUAAAGGGAACAAUUUUAGUGUUACGAAGGAUGUAGUAAGACUUGUUUUGAAGAAUGUGGAGAAGCAAUGAUGAGAGAAAAGGCAGGAUGAUUGUAUGGAUAUUUAUAUACAGUGAGUGCUGUUGGUAUUGAUAUAGCAUCUGAUGCUUUGGUGAAAUACAUUGUACUUUUAUUAUAACUUAGUGAAAGUGCUGAUGAGUCUGAGGUGUUUAAGUUUGUCAUUUCCAUUUUAGUAAGUUGGAUUAUGGUCAAAGUAUUUACCAAUGUUCUUCACAAUUUCCACUGUUGACAUCUGCAGUCAUAUUUGGACCCACAUAAUGUCGUUCUUGAACUACUGAUAAUUAACAUUUUGAUCACAGUUUGUACCCGGACAUAGUUUUAAGGCAUCAGCCUUGUGGUGCUCAUUGUAUAGAUAAAUUAGAACCUAGCACACAUGUACACUGGCCACUAUUUUAUUUACAUGUACACUACAUGUAUACACAGACUGAAUCAGGAAUGGUAGCAGUCAUUAAUGUUACCGAAUUACUGCAUCACAUAAAUGCUGAAUUUCACAUGUUGGAAAAUAUAUGAUUGGUGAAGGGAUUUUAUUGAUAAAUUGUUGAUGAUAUACAGUUACUGUGCUGUUAGUUGAUCUGGAGAUUUGUUACACUAUAUAUGUUCUUUGCUGGGAUUCACUGUUGGAUGUUGUAGAGUGAAUGAUUGACAUUCCUUACCACAAACUGCCUUCUGUACAGGCUUUACAAUUGAAGUAUGAGAUGAAGAUGUUCAGGUGAAAGGCAGUUUCUGCAGGCUCAGGUGCUACUUUUUCCCGGUUGUGACAUGUGAAAGACAUAGAGCGCUCUAUAAAAUGCUGUAGCAAAACGACAAUAGCUCAUCAUAUAAUCAGUUACUGCUGAAGUUGAAGCUGGUAAAUCUUUUACUAAGCUGUAAAAUAAAAUCCUGAAGUACUCAUUAGUCUACCAUUAAACUGUUUAUUCAGGGUGCAAAAUGCAUCAAAAUGAGCAGCUUUUAAUGUUGAAUUGAAAGGGGGAAAUGUCUUGAUAUUGUCUUGAAUAUUCAUGUUUGUUCCAGAGUCUAUCAACACUAUAUAUCAUACAUGCAACUUUUUUUUUUGAAUCUCAAGCUCUCAUGUAUUAUUAGCCAUAAAAUGUGUUCACUUUAUAUUUGUUUGCAGGUUUUGUAAACAAAUAAAAAAAAAUUCGGUGCCUAACCAGA
Chelmon rostratus (copperband butterflyfish) is the source of this 1990-nucleotide messenger RNA. RefSeq names its product NFKB inhibitor interacting Ras-like 2 (gene nkiras2). Gene Ontology annotation, molecular function: GTPase activity; GTP binding. Bases 142 to 720 code for a protein of 192 amino acids. NCBI's taxonomy places the organism in Eukaryota, Metazoa, Chordata, Actinopteri, Chaetodontiformes, Chaetodontidae. Gene Ontology annotation, biological process: canonical NF-kappaB signal transduction. The transcript has 4 exons. The record is from RefSeq and is a predicted model, not a curated record.